AUGUCUGAAGCCAUCUCUACGGGUAGCGUGAUGAGCGCCGUAAAUGUGUCAGUGAUGGAGGAGAAGGAGGUGAAGGUGAAGAACCCGCAACCGGGCGAUGGUGUUAGUGAGAAAGAACACAAGCAUGAGAUCAAGGAAAUCAUAGAAGCCGAGGUUGGGACUGAUGAUGAUGAUGAUGAUGAUGACGGUUCGGCGAUUCUUAAAGUGUCCGAGAAGGGCGAUACUGAUGCUGAAAAGGAGGACUUGAACGCCCUCGCCCAAUGCACUGGUUCUCAACCCCAAGAUGCUGUCGUACUGCCUUCAGCUCAGCCUUUGAUGGCUGACAUGCCCGUCGACAAGCCGAGUCCGUCUGAUAUCAAACGUAAUUUAACACCACGAGAGGCUCGGCAGUUGGUGGAGCUGCAGUAUCAUGAACAACUACGGCAGUACCAGCGGUGGCUUCUUGCUUUGGCGGAGGCUGUCAGAGAGAGGCGGCGAGCUGAGGAGGCACCGCAUGCACAACAGACAAACGAGGUUGUAGCGAAGCCGUCGUCGGCAACGAAGGAUGAAGCAACGGAGAGGAGCGGCGAUCCGGCUGUGCAUGAUGACGAGAAGGUCGCUAAGAAACGGAAAGUUGAUGCAGGAAGAGAGGACGGCUUACGGCCGGAUUCUCGAGAAGAGGCUAGUUGA
This is a messenger RNA of Perkinsus marinus ATCC 50983, 669 nucleotides long. RefSeq lists its product as hypothetical. The transcript has 4 exons. Bases 1 to 669 code for a protein of 222 amino acids. The record is from RefSeq and is a predicted model, not a curated record. Lineage: Eukaryota; Perkinsozoa; Perkinsida; Perkinsidae.